AUGUCGUCAGACCCAAGGCGCGUCUCGCUGUUCAAUCGAUGGCAACAGAAGCAAACUGAUGUACCAACUGGCCUGGAGGGUAUAAAUGAAGAGGAACUUAUUGAAUACAAGGAAGCUUUCCGGCUGUUCGACAAGGACGGAAAUGGCUCGAUUUCCUCCAAAGAGUUGGGUGUUGCUAUGCGCUCUCUCGGCCAAAAUCCUACUGAGCAAGAACUUUUGGAUAUGGUGAACGAAGUUGACAUUGAUGGAAGUGGAACAAUUGAUUUUCCCGAGUUCUGCCAAAUGAUGAAGAGAAUGAAUAAGGAGAACGACAGUGAAAUGAUUCGUGAAGCGUUCCGCGUCUUUGACCGCGACGGCAACGGCUACAUCACUGCAGAAGAGUUUCGUUACUUCAUGACACAUAUGGGCGAACAAUUUAGCGAUCAAGAAGUUGACGAGAUAAUUGCAGAAGUUGAUAUAGAUGGUGACGGCCAGCGUGUAGCAGCACGAGCCGCAGGGAACCAAGAACUCACACCCGAGCUCGCAAGGUUUUGCACAGAGGCGAUAAAGGAAGACCUUAAAGAGAGAAGAGCAGAAGUGCUGGCUGAAACUGCCGAGGCGGGGAAAAGCAUUCGCCAUGCCCGUAGAGACUUCGCCAGUCGCAAGACGAGGCUGACUGCUCUCCGAAACCCAAAGGGAGCAACCAUUGCAUCGAGAAGGGAGAUGGAGAAAAUCAUCUACGACUUCUAUUCUGAUCUCUUCGACAGCCAUGUCCAUUUGCCCAAUCAAUAUCUGAGGGAAGAUGGACAUGUCAUUCUAGAGGUUCUCCCGUCCGAAAUACGACAUGCUAUCAUGUGGAUAAAUCGUGCGGCACCCGGUCCCGACAGAAUAAGACCAAAACACCUGAAGAACCUUCCGCCAGUACUCAUCAACACCCUGGCGAGGCUCUUCCCCCAUGACACAUGA
Messenger RNA from Necator americanus (New World hookworm), 945 nucleotides. RefSeq lists its product as uncharacterized. The transcript has 4 exons. The record is from RefSeq and is a predicted model, not a curated record. The coding region runs from base 1 to 945 and encodes 314 amino acids. Gene Ontology annotation, molecular function: enzyme regulator activity; calcium ion binding. NCBI's taxonomy places the organism in Eukaryota, Metazoa, Nematoda, Chromadorea, Rhabditida, Ancylostomatidae.